Messenger RNA from Rana temporaria (common frog), 2255 nucleotides. RefSeq names its product beta 3-glucosyltransferase (gene B3GLCT). Gene Ontology annotation, molecular function: acetylglucosaminyltransferase activity. Gene Ontology annotation, cellular component: membrane. The coding region runs from base 75 to 1598 and encodes 507 amino acids. The record is from RefSeq and is a predicted model, not a curated record. NCBI's taxonomy places the organism in Eukaryota, Metazoa, Chordata, Amphibia, Anura, Ranidae. The transcript is spliced from 16 exons.
AGGCCGUCAGAGGUUGGCUGAGCCUGUCAGUGUAGUGGCAGCUCUGUGUGAGGAGUGUGUAUUGCUGUGUCGGGAUGCUGUGUGUGUCGGAGCGCUCUCCUGUGCAGUGCAGGCUGAGCUCCACAAACAUGCCGGGCGGUAUCCGUCUCCUCCUCCUCCUCUUCUGGCUUCUUGGGAAUACUGCUGCACACAGCCCUAAAGAGAACACCCCACUGACUUUGAAAAAUGAAAAGGGUGGGUUGCCUACUCCAUUAGAAAUUGGAGAAAUUGUCUUUGUGAUACAGAGUCAGAGUAAUUCUUUCCAUGAGAUCAAAGCACAUAACCUACGAGAAAACAUUCUGAAACAGGCAGCUGCAAUUAGCAAGAAAGUGCCCCCUGUGAUACUGCUGCAUGAGACAGUGGAAAAUGAAGGAGCAUGGACUGUUCUUCCUGUUAUUCCACAUUUUGCAGAUACGUAUGGCAGGAAUUCAUCGUGGAUAUUCUUCUGUGAAGAGGACACCUCUGUGAAAGUUCAAAAGGUGUUGGAAACAUUGCAGAGAUAUGACAGGUCUAAGAACUACUUCUUGGGCAAAGCAUUGUAUGAUGAGGAAUCUACUAUAAUUCACCAUUACGCAUUUGCUGAAAACCCAUCUGUUUUCAAAUAUCCAGAUUUUGCUGCUGGCUGGGCUCUCAGUAUACCACUUGUACAAAGGCUUGCUAAGAUUCUUAUUAAGGAUCCACCAACUUCAGAUUUUACAAUAGACUUGAAACAUGAGAUUGCCUUAUACAUAUGGCAGAAAGUUGAUGGCCAGGAACUUACAUCUGUUCCAGAGUUUUGCACAAAAAAUCCUACUUCCCCCAAAGCAGUGGGAUGUGCCACUGCAUUCGUCAAUACGCUACCUCUCUGUGGCAACCCUGUGAAGAAGGAUGACCUGUUUGUGGCUGUAAAAACGUGCAAAAAAUUUCACAAAGACAGAAUUCCUGUUGUCAAGCAGACAUGGGAGAAGGAAGCAGUACAUCUCGAGUAUUACAGUGAUCAUACAGACUCCACUAUCCCAACAGUAGAUUUAGGGAUACCAAAUGUUGAAAGAGGACACUGUGGGAAAACGUUUGCUAUUUUGGAAAAGUUUUUAAAGUCUAAUAUGUCACACACACACUGGCUUGUGAUUGUAGAUGACGAUACACUAAUCAGUCUCCCAAGAUUACAAAAACUGCUCAGCUGCUAUGAUUUUAAUGAAGCCGUCUUUUUGGGAGAGCGUUAUGGUUAUGGAUUAAGCGCAAGAGGUUACAAUUACAUUACUGGUGGAGGCGGAAUGGUGUUCAGCAGGAGAGCAGUAAAGGAGUUUAUAGGAAGUAAAUGUCGGUGUUACAGCAACGAUGCUCCAGAUGAUAUGGUGCUGGGGAUGUGUGCCAGUGGCCUUGGAAUUCCUGUCACUCACAGUCCACUCUUUCAUCAGGCAAGACCGGCUGAUUACUCAAGGGAUUUCCUUUCACACCAAGUUCCGAUAUCUUUUCACAAGCAUUGGAACAUUGAUCCAGUGAAAGUAUAUAAUACCUGGCUGGCACCCAACAGGAGGCAAGACUUGAAAGGAAAAAAAUAUUUGAAGGAAGAUCUUUGAUUUUCAUUGUUUUUCUCUUCCUAAAGACUUCUGAAGAGAUGCUGCACAAAUUCAUAUUAGAUGUAGCUGUGGUUGAAAUUGUGAAAGGUAUAGGUUUCCUAUGGCCUCCUUAUGCUAUAGGCAGCCAUUUUUUGUGAUUGAUCAGCGUUCAGCCUUUUACUUUGACACAAUAAUAUCAGAGAAGGAUGAGAUGCCGAGUGCAGUUUAUAUGGAAGCCCCCACAAAAUGGCUGCUUCCAUGCUUGGUGAGAUGAUUACUGUUGAUUUCUCCUAUGUAGCAAAGUGUCUACCAUAAGAGCUCUUUGUAGUAUCCUGUGAGAACCAAUUGGAAACAAGUUAUUUUUAACCAAAGUAGCCUGCCUUGUUUCUGAUUUGUUGCUCUGGGAUGAUACAUGCAGUCUUAUUGUGGUUGUGAUGCUCAACAAGGAAAUGUCUUAUUUUUAAGUCUGAUUAGGGUUAAUGUGAAGAAUAAUGAGGAAAGGCAAAAGUGGCAGCGUUACUUAUAAGCACUAAUUUUUAGAUCAAUUUUUCUGGCUGCACUAGAAAAAAAAGACAAAGCUGAAAUUUGAUUGGAUGCUUCAGGUAAGAACUCCACAUUUCCUUUUCUCUGGAUUCAUAUGGAGCAAUUGUAAAUAAAAGAGCCACAUGUCUCAAAUUA